Arabis nemorensis is the source of this 312-nucleotide messenger RNA. NCBI's taxonomy places the organism in Eukaryota, Viridiplantae, Streptophyta, Magnoliopsida, Brassicales, Brassicaceae. The record is from the annotation of a GenBank genome assembly.
AUGAGAUCUUCGGGGGAGAAUCUUGAAGUUGUUGUUGGAACCAUCGACGCUUCUCUUGCGGAGGAGCUGGGGGCCUUCAAGAAGAAGCUGGAGAGGUUGCGAGAGGACCGGGAGAGGACCGAGAAAGUGCUCAAGGAGAGAGACGGAGCCAUGGAUCUGCAGAUGACAAGUCUUCUCCAGAGAGGAGAGUCCCAGAAAUGCCUUGAGAUCCAGGUCGAUCGUCUCUUUCGAUUGAAGGAGCUCCACGCCUAUUCCUCCGUAAGCAAAGACGCAUCUCUCAUGUCAUUACUUUUAUAUCCAUUUGUGUAUUAA